AUGGCCGGGUUCCUCCGUGUCCUCAAGGACCUUCCCUGUAUCACUCGCACUCCUCGUGCUGGAGCCGACCAGGUUACUCUUUCACCUCUGUCUCCUUCUUGGAGCGAAAAUUCUGUCGUCGACAAGACUCCUUCUUCCCUCCCCACCGAGGGCGUGCAGUGGGAACAGCGAGAGCUUGAGGCCGAGCUCUAUGAGAGCCUGUACACUGCAUUCGCUCAGCACGACAACAUUCCGCCCGGCGAACUCUCCUCUUCGGCCGCUGCCACAAGUAGCUAUGCAGCAUCUUCCGCUAUCGCCGUUGAAAGCGAGCGCUACGCCAAAAAUGUGACUUUCAAAGACUACUCUCAUCUAGUUGAGAAUCUUCCUGGUCUCCCAAUGGAUCAAGCAUCGAGCUCUAUUUCUGUCAAAGAAGGCUCUACUGUCGACGGACCAAGCGUUCCUACCUCUCGUGGCCUCUUUCAUUACUUUCAUGAGACGAGCGCACGUGUUAUCAAUGCCGUCAAGACUGCGAUCGGUCACCAUCGUGACGGCCCCGUCGGCGAUUCCGCCGACUCGAAAAGCCGGUCUCAGAACAGCUUUGUCACACAUGACAGCACGACUACCGUCUAUCAUUGGUCUGAUAGACAUUCUAAAUUCCCCUGCAUCCGGACCUCUUCAUCCGGUGAGAGCUUCAGUGGAUCCGGAACCUCUGAAAACAACACUUUCGUCUAUGGAACUUCUGACUACGCGCCUCCUGCUGUUUCUUGUCUUCCCGAAUAUGGUUGGCCUCAUCAUCGUCUCUUUUCCGAUAUCAGUCUACAUGGCCGUCAAAGGACUGCUUUCCUGGCUUACAAUGAACUCGCUCGCGAAUACGGCUCCUAUGCUUUGGUGCCCCCUGAAUAUGACCCCAUCAGUAAGUUUAGGGGGGCUUUCUCCGCUCCCUUGCAGCUUUCACUGACUAUUAUGGAAGACUUCCAAAUGUUUAUCCGCCUCAAACCCUCAAAGAGGGAACUGAUUCUUCGCAAAGUGCGCAGUAUCGGUUCACACCUUCGUCCCCGCUCUCCAACUCGUCGCGCCCGGAACUUGCGACGGAUGAGAACUUUUGCCAACUUGUCUCUGAAGUACUAUAAAAUGGAUUCCCUCAAAGGAAAAGACCUUGCUACUAUGGGCCGCAUGUGCGGUUAUGGAUCUCUCACUCUCCCUGGCGACUUUGCUCCUGCUGUUAUGCGGCUUCCUGCUCCGAUUGUCUCACUUGUCUCCUACUUGGUUACUCACGGCCCCAAAGCACGAAACAUCUUUCACGAACCUGGCGAUGUCGUUGUCGCUUCUCGUAUCUAUGAUCACUUUGCAAGCCAGAUUCUCACCCCAGAGGGAGAGGAAUCUGGUAACAUGACUGUUCGAAGGAGCUAUGACUUUUCUUCUGAAGUUUUCGGUGUCCAUUCUGACAAUGAAGACUUCUUGCGCGGACGUUUCCACGUCCUCUCUGUUGCAUGGGCAUUCAAAUAUAUCCUGGCGUGUAUUCCUGGAGGCAUUCUGGGUUCACCCCGUCUUUAUCCCACACUUGUCGACAUCAUGAACCUAACUUUCCCCGACGAGCCUACUUUUCCUCAACGUGGCUUGAAUGGAGCUCUGCCGGAAGUAUCUCCGACCAAAGCUCGUGCUAUCUCACUGGCAAUCCUCGCUCUUACAAACGACAUGCAACUCGAUUUUCUCUGUGCUAUAUUCGGACUGUGUUCUUUCCUCGACCACGAAACUAGAACUAUGCUCGACUUUUACAAAUCCAAGAACAUCCCACCCAUCAAUCGGGCUUGUUUAUUGGAUCGCAAACGAAUUCUCUUGACCUUUACUCCUCUGCUUUGCGAAGACACCAAAGCUAUUAACGAUGAUGAUUACGGCUGUGAAGCUUUUUGGGUGAUGGGCAUGAUGUUGGACUAUUGGCGCGUCGUGAGCCGCCAUUUGGCUGAUGCUGAUAUUUGA
Talaromyces stipitatus ATCC 10500 is the source of this 1956-nucleotide messenger RNA. RefSeq lists its product as uncharacterized. The record is from RefSeq and is a predicted model, not a curated record. The transcript has 5 exons. Bases 1 to 1956 code for a protein of 651 amino acids. Lineage: Eukaryota; Fungi; Ascomycota; Eurotiomycetes; Eurotiales; Trichocomaceae.